AUGUCCUCUCGCCUGCACCAACAGCUACUCCUCGUGGCCGCCACGGCACUGGGCCUGUCCCAAGCAGCGCCCUCGCCCGGUCUGCCCAUGGUGAUCAACACGUGGGGCGGGCCCUUCACGGCCGCCACGGACGCAGCGUACGACUUCAUCCGCAAGACCGACUCCGCCACGGCGGCCCUGGACGCGGUCGAGGUGGGGUGCUCGACGUGCGAGGCGCGCCAGUGCGACGGCUCGGUGGGCUUCGGCGGCUCGCCCGACGAGAACUGCGAGACGACGCUCGACGCCAUGAUCAUGGACGGCGCGGCCAUGAAAUCCGGCGCCGUGGCGGGCCUGCGCCGCAUCAAGAACGCCGUGUCGGCCGCCCGCGCCGUCCGCGACCGCACCACCCACAGCCUGCUGGCCGGCGACCUCGCCACCGCGUUCGCCGUGUCCAACGGCAUGCGCGAGGAGGAUCUGACCACCGACGCCACCCGCGAGCGGUGCCGAGCCUGGCGCGACAACAACUGCCAGCCAAACUAUCGCGUCAACGUCACGCCGGACCCAAAGACGUCGUGCGGGCCGUAUGCGGCACCUGCCGGGCCGCCUCCGCUUCUCACUCGUGCCGACUCGCAGGAGUCGCACGAUACUAUUUCCAUGAUCGCCAUCGCCAAGGAUGGGACUAUGGCCGCGGCGACCUCCACUAAUGGCGCUGGCUUCAAAGUUCCGGGUAGGGUUGGCGAUGGGCCAAUUGUUGGCUCAGGGAGCUACGCCGACGACGAGGUAGGUGGUUGCGGCGCAACCGGCGACGGCGACAUCAUGCUGCGCUUCUUGCCCUGCUACCAGGCGCUCGAGAAUAUGCGCAAUGGCAUGACGCCCAAGCAGGCCGCCGCCGAUGCCGUGAGGCGGAUGGUGAGAAAGUACCCAGCUGUCUCAUCCGGAAUCGUGGUGGUUAACAACAAGGGCGAACACGGCGGUGCUGGGUCUGGGUGGACAUUCACCUACAGCUUCAGGGGCGGGAAUAUGAACGAAACACAGGUCGUUUCAGUACCUCCAAUCUCGACAUGUGAGCGAUUCCAAACCCAGCCUUGA
Messenger RNA from Pyricularia pennisetigena, 1068 nucleotides. RefSeq lists its product as uncharacterized. Gene Ontology annotation, molecular function: N4-(beta-N-acetylglucosaminyl)-L-asparaginase activity. Gene Ontology annotation, biological process: protein deglycosylation. NCBI's taxonomy places the organism in Eukaryota, Fungi, Ascomycota, Sordariomycetes, Magnaporthales, Pyriculariaceae. Bases 1 to 1068 code for a protein of 355 amino acids. The transcript is spliced from 3 exons. The record is from RefSeq and is a predicted model, not a curated record.